UAAAGCUGUGGAAAAUCUUAAAACAUUAGCUGACAAUACAAAACGUAUGGACACUAUUGAUCUGCACCAGCUGCUACAGAAUCGCUUUGGACAACAAACUCCUCUGCUGAACUUCCAGCCAGGACAAAGUCUGAGAGAUCAGAGCAUCCUCUGCAUGCUGUUUCACUUUUCUCUUGUUCUGAGAAACUGUCAAAAAAAGAAGAAUUUCUUACAUCCACUGAUCACCAUGGCUACAAAUCCAGCACUUUUAACUAAUACAUUGUUGCCAACAAUGCCACAGGAUGAUCUCUUACAAAUAAAGCAAGCUUUGCAAGGAGCUGUAAUAUAUCGUUGUCCCAAUGGUCAUGCAUAUGCUAUUGGUGAUUGUGGUCAGCCAGCAACAAAGGGCAUGUGCAAUGUUUGUCAUUCAGAGAUAGGUGGAACCAAUCACACAGCACUUCCAGGAAAUGUCCAAGAUGCUGGAAUUGACCAAACAAAGACUGGUCAUAUUUUGGGAGAUGCCAACCAGAGACCAAACAUCUCACCAUCAGAACGUAAACUGAGUGGUCAAGCUUGUGCCUUACUCAGACUGUUUACUCAUGCAGCUCUACUCCUCAGCUGUGAUAUCAACCCUCAGGUUGUUUCUGCGCUGGUGCAGCCUGCUGUACAUAAUGUGAGUCAGUUUUUUUUUAACCACAUUCAGAAAGAUAUAGAUCAACUUCAGAGAGGUCUGGGAAAGAGUAUGGAUGACAUUUUUCUAAUACUUCAUUUCAUCUUGCACCAGAUAUCUGACAAAACUCAAGGAAUUCCUGGGGUAAUGGCCCCUGUGACUCUGUCAACAAAAGUUGAAAGAGAAUCCUGGGAAGAAAAGUUUGCCAGCACAUUUAUUUCUCCUGUUUUACAGGAUCUGGAUAACUUGCUACAUAAACUGAAUGACAAAAUUAUGGACGAUGAAAGAUUUGGACAAGACAAACUGAUGAACAUUCUCUACGAAGUUGAUACAGCACGUGAUCUGUCAAUAGAAACUCUACACAACAUUCCUGAUGUCUGGCGUUACUGCUCACGCAUCACCCUGGAUCAUUUUCUGAGAGAAUUUCAGCUUCAGAUGGAAAAUGCCAAGAAAAAAGAUUGCAAUCUGGUCUUGAGACUGUUUCAGUCAGAGGUGAGUUCUAAGACUGACACCACCCCCCACCAUCUAAACACAUUGAUUUAUUUCUCAUUUCAACCAUGUGCUCACUGAUUGAUGUAUCAAAGGUUCUGGCAUGUGCUGUUGUGUC
Messenger RNA from Gigantopelta aegis, 1256 nucleotides. RefSeq names its product E3 ubiquitin-protein ligase RNF213-like. The record is from RefSeq and is a predicted model, not a curated record. Lineage: Eukaryota; Metazoa; Mollusca; Gastropoda; Neomphalida; Peltospiridae. The transcript is spliced from 10 exons. Bases 47 to 1219 code for a protein of 390 amino acids. Gene Ontology annotation, molecular function: ubiquitin-protein transferase activity; ATP hydrolysis activity.